Molecule: messenger RNA, 893 nt
Organism: Leptomonas pyrrhocoris
Lineage: Eukaryota; Euglenozoa; Kinetoplastea; Trypanosomatida; Trypanosomatidae
Exons: 1
Coding region: 222-893 (223 amino acids)
Source: RefSeq, a predicted model, not a curated record
GACUCUCCUCUUGUUGAUCUCGCUACCCCUCAAUAAUCGUCAAGCAGUCUCCACAGAAAGCUCACCUUCCCCUCUUCACUACUUAGCUGUCACAACACGGCUGCAGUGCAAAGAUAACUAAAUAAAUCAAGCAACUCCUACGAGGCGAUGCUGAGCUGCUCAAUUGAACUUUGAUAGCUGGAAGUAAAACCAAAAACAACCCCUUUUUAAGUAAGCCGAAAAUGCCUGCGAUUGAGACUCCGUUUGUUAUGGAGCUGCACCCCGGAGAGGAGCUUAAGCUGGCCCGAACUCCGGCAGCAGAGAAUGGGACGUCCGAGUCAUCGACAAGGGACACCAACGCGUUUGCAAAGAACGAUUUCCAGGCCUGGGUGAGCAGCAUCUGCUUUGUGGAAGAGAUAGAGGCGGAGACGGACAACACGACGACAGCCACUGUCGAAAAAACGGCACCCAGUCAAAAGAACAGCGUCGUCCGGGUAAGCCUCGUCGCCCAUCUUCUGCCGCAAGCGGAAAGCAAGUUGAACCGCAAGCGCGAUCGCGAUGCCGCCGAUGCCGCCACGGUGUCACCCUCUCCGUUGCUGAAGACGGUGACACUGGCCAGCUGCAACUUCAGUGCGAGCACGUCCGCGAUUGCGGCGGACGCCUCUACGCCGUCAACGGCGGGUACGGAGCUGGCCGGCUCCGUCGUCUUCCACUCGCCGUUGGCGUUCACCUCGGAAGGGUCUAUUGAGAACUUGUCCGUGGUGGCGGAGAACAUGGAAACCACGGCGGGGUCCUCGGGCAGCAGCGGGUCGGUGAAGCGGUACCAAGGGUCGCGCCGCUUUGUUGUGCGUUUGCAAGGGCUGCAGCAAACUACGCUGACGAAAGAACAAGUUCUCUUGCUGGCGACGCAGUAG